AUGUCUUCCGGAACUGCCCCAUCUUAUGAGCCCCUCCCUGCUCCCCGACGCGUUAUGACAACCCACAAUGAAGCCGGCCAGGCAGUGAUCGACAAAAGCCUCCCCCAAGAGCUUGAAAAGACUCCCGGUCCCGGCGCGGACUUGUGGCUCGCCUACGCCACCCCAUCUCUGCCCGCGCCGCUCGCCGAUGACAAGGAGCUGGAUUUCUACAAGUCGCGGCUCCCCAAUAACAUCGGCAUCGCACACCACGGAGGACUUGUGACCCGUUUUGUCGAUUUCCUGCCGGGAAGCGAGGUGCCGUUCCACCGCACCGAGAGCAUCGACACGGGAGUCUUGGUCGAGGGUGAACUGGAGUUGUUUUUGGACGGCGGAGAGACGCAGGUGUUGAAGCGCGGCGACGUGAUUGUGCAGCGCGGCACGCUUCAUGGUUGGAGGAACAAGAGCGAUACGAAGACUGCGAGGUUGUUCAUCGUGGUUACUGCUGCUGACAUGCCGGUUGUUGAGGGGAAGAAGUUGGUUGAAGACAUGCCGGUUCCGGGCUUGGAGUCCCAUUGA
Messenger RNA from Colletotrichum karsti, 555 nucleotides. RefSeq lists its product as uncharacterized. Bases 1 to 555 code for a protein of 184 amino acids. The record is from RefSeq and is a predicted model, not a curated record. The transcript has a single exon. NCBI's taxonomy places the organism in Eukaryota, Fungi, Ascomycota, Sordariomycetes, Glomerellales, Glomerellaceae.